AUGUCCAAAGCUCAGUUUCUCAGAGAAUACAAGCUCGUUGUUGUCGGAGGAGGAGGUGUCGGCAAGUCUGCUUUGACCAUCCAGUUCAUACAGUCACAUUUUGUGGAUGAAUAUGAUCCCACUAUUGAGGACUCGUACCGCAAGCAAUGUAUCAUUGACGAGGAAGUCGCUCUGCUGGAUGUACUGGAUACAGCUGGACAAGAGGAAUAUGGAGCCAUGAGGGAACAGUACAUGAGGACUGGGGAGGGAUUUUUGCUUGUCUACUCAAUCACUUCUCGUAGCUCGUUCGAGGAAGUCUCCACGUUCCACCAGCAGAUCUUGAGGGUCAAGGAUAAGGACUUCUUCCCUGUUGUUGUUGUGGCCAACAAGUGUGAUCUCGAAUUUGAGAGACAGGGUCGAGAUUUGGCCAAGAGAUUCAACGCUCAGUGUAUCGAAACGUCUGCUAAACAGCGAGUCAACGUCGACGAGGCUUUUAUUGCUGUUGUCAGGGCCAUCAGAAGGUAUCAGAGAGAGUCUGGCCCACCCCAGCCUGUGGCCGCACCCGGUAAAUCCGUACCGGGAGGUGUUGGUGGACGAACAAACGAGAAAGCCGAUGAGAACGUGGACAAGGGGUGCUGUGGAGGCUGUGUCGUGUUGUGA
Messenger RNA from Kockovaella imperatae, 639 nucleotides. RefSeq names its product ras small monomeric GTPase. The record is from RefSeq and is a predicted model, not a curated record. Gene Ontology annotation, biological process: signal transduction. Lineage: Eukaryota; Fungi; Basidiomycota; Tremellomycetes; Tremellales; Cuniculitremaceae. The transcript has 10 exons. Gene Ontology annotation, cellular component: plasma membrane. Bases 1 to 639 code for a protein of 212 amino acids. Gene Ontology annotation, molecular function: GTP binding; GDP binding; GTPase activity.